Molecule: messenger RNA, 2472 nt
Organism: Lepus europaeus (European hare)
Lineage: Eukaryota; Metazoa; Chordata; Mammalia; Lagomorpha; Leporidae
Product: disintegrin and metalloproteinase domain-containing protein 20-like
Exons: 2
Coding region: 229-2472 (747 amino acids)
Biological process (GO): proteolysis; male gonad development
Cellular component (GO): plasma membrane; sperm head plasma membrane; external side of plasma membrane
Molecular function (GO): metalloendopeptidase activity
Source: RefSeq, a predicted model, not a curated record
GAAAUCUCAACCCUGCUUAUGACUUCAGUUAGGUACUGAUGUUGGAGACACACAAGCUCCUGUUUUUAUUCUCACUUUCAGCACUGCAGCAUUGAUGAUCCACCUCUGCCUGGACACAGAUCCAUAAAGGUCAGCCUGGGACCCUGAGCAUCUCAGAGGGAGGAGUCAGUCUGGAAGUUCCCGCCCUCUUUAUCCCCGAACACAUGGCUGCAUAACGACUGCUCCAUAAUGGCAGUGGGUGGGACCCUGAUGUACACCAGGAUCACUCUUCUGCUGCUCUGCCUUGGGGUAUCUCUGUCCAUUCAUGGCCUCUCCCAGGCCAGGCCCUCCCAGCAUUUCAGCUCCCCAGAGGUGGUGAUCCCCUCGAAGGUGACCAGCAGGGGUAGAGGUGCAAAGGCUCCAGGAUGGCUCUCCUACCGCCUGCGGAUUGGGGGCCAGAGGCACACUGUCCACCUGAGGGUCAAGAAGCUGUUGGUUUCCACACACCUCCCUGUGUUCACCUACACAGAGCAGCAUGGCCUCCAGGAGGAUCAUCCCUUUGUCCCUGAUGAUUGUUACUAUCAUGGUUACGUGGAGGGGGCCCCCGAGUCUCUGGUUGCCCUCAGCACCUGUUCUGGGGGAUUUCGAGGAAUGCUACAGAUAAAUGACCUCAUGUAUGAAAUCGAACCCAUCAGGCACUCUGCCACAUUUGAGCACCUGGUGUAUCAGGUAGGCAGUGAUGAGACAGAGUCCCCACACAUGAGAUGUGGGUUGACAGAAGAAUCAAUAACACGCCAAAAGGAGUUGCAUGCAUCAUAUAAUUCUACUCUGAAACAAAGUUCUAAUGUGGGCUGGUGGACUCACUGGCGAUUUGUGGAGCUGGGAGUGGUUGUGGACCAUGUUAGAUUUCUUUAUUCCCAAAGUAAUGUGUCAGUAGUGUACAAUGAAGUAUCUCACGUUAUCAAUAUAGUGGAUGAAUUUUAUUACCUUAUGCAAGUUGACAUAACAUUGAUUGGUAUUGAGAUCUGGAAUAAAAGAAAUCCUAUUUCUACAAGUAAUGAUCUAGGGGAAGUUUUGUGGGAUUUUGCUGUUUGGAAGGAUUCACAUCUCGAAUCCCGUCUUCACCAUGAUGCUGCACAUCUUUUCAUAAAAGAAGUACAUGACCAAACAGUUGGUAUGGCCUUUAUUACAGGAAUAUGUGAUCCCCCUUUUAACUGUGCAGUUAGUGUUUUUGAAAGCCAAGACUUAUUUCUUUGUGCACUUACUGUGGCCCAUGAACUUGGUCAUAAUUUGGGUAUGAGGCAUGAUGAUCAGUGGUGCGCAUGCGAACUAGAGUGGUGCCUAAUGUAUGCCUUCAGAGAGAACACAACUAAAUUCAGUAAUUGCAGUUACGCGCAAUAUUAUGAUACUACCAGGAAUCCUGGAAUGUGUAUUCACUCUCCUCCAUAUACAGGGUUUGUCUCUGGGUUGAAGUUCUGUGGGAACAGGGUGGUUGAAGAAGGAGAGGAGUGCGACUGUGGAUCUGUACAUCAGUGUGAACGUGAUCCCUGUUGUCUUUUGGACUGUGCUCUGAGGCCUGGCGCUGCUUGUGCUUCUGGCAGUUGUUGCAAAGACUGCAAAUUCUUGCCACCAGGGACUUUAUGUAGGCAGCAGGUCAGUGAAUGUGACCUUCCAGAGUGGUGCAAUGGGACAUCACACGAGUGCCCGGAUGAUGUAUAUAUACAGGAUGGCACCCCCUGUAUGGGUGGUGCCUCCUGCUAUGCAAAGACAUGUAAUAACCCUGAUGUUCAGUGUAAGGAGAUUUUUGGCCGAGAGGCAAGGAGUGCGUCUGAGGUUUGCUACAGUGAAGUGAACACCCAAGGAACUCGUUUUGGCCACUGUGGUAUUGUAGAAACCACAUAUGUAAAAUGUAUGGCUCCUGAUAUCAUGUGUGGGAGAAUUCAGUGUGAAAACGUCCUCAAAGUUCCCAAUCUGAAGGAACAUUCUACCGUGCACCAGUAUCACUUCAAUGAUACCAUUUGCUGGGGCACUGAUUAUCACUUAGGGAUGUUCAUACCUGACAUUGGUGAGGUGAAAGAUGGCACAGUGUGCGCUCCAGGAAAGAUCUGCAUUGGCAGGAAAUGUGCCAGUGUGAAUCAUGCGCCACAAAACUGCGAGCCCCUGCAUUGCAGCAUGAGAGGAGUCUGCAAUAACAGACAGCACUGCCACUGUCGCCACGGGUGGGCACCUCCCAACUGCAGCUAUAAAGGCCAUGGAGGGAGCGUGGAUAGCGGUCCACCUCCUACGAACAGGAGGGAAGGAUUGAGCAUGGUAGGCAAUGUGGGUUACACCUCGGCAUUACUUGUGAUUCCUUUGAUAACUUUUCUUCUCUAUUACUUUACUGUACUUUUCAAGAAAGAGAAACACACACACACACAAGUUGAGAACAAAGAAGAAGCAAAGGAAGCAAAGGGAACAGAAGAAAAUAGAGUGGAAGAAAACAGAGUGGAAUAG